UAGUCAAUAUGCAGCUCAUAUUUUUGGCGACUUUUGUGGUUCUAUUGGGAGUGGUUUCUACCCAUCCUGUAGAAGAGGAUCCUGCUCCUGCUGCUACCCUGGAUGAUGUGGCUGAUUUGGGUGGUGAGGAAGCGAAAGGAGGCGAAAGACCACCUCGUUGGCUGUCUGGAGGAUGGGGAGGAGGUUGGAACUCAGGAUGGAAUGGAGGAUGGGGUGGAGGAUGGAAUGGAGGAUGGAACGGAGGAUGGAAUGGAGGCUGGAACAAAGGAUGGAGUGUUUCUUAUCGUCCCUGGAGCAGCAGCUAUAGUAGCUACUGGUGGUAGGAAACAAAAAACAGUGGCUUCCCCAAAAUCUAUGACACCUUUUAAAUAAAGCUGCUAUUAUAAUAUUA
Drosophila suzukii is the source of this 391-nucleotide messenger RNA. RefSeq lists its product as uncharacterized. NCBI's taxonomy places the organism in Eukaryota, Metazoa, Arthropoda, Insecta, Diptera, Drosophilidae. The record is from RefSeq and is a predicted model, not a curated record.